Messenger RNA from Macadamia integrifolia, 1497 nucleotides. Its product is annotated as metallocarboxypeptidase A-like protein TRV_02598. The record is from RefSeq and is a predicted model, not a curated record. Lineage: Eukaryota; Viridiplantae; Streptophyta; Magnoliopsida; Proteales; Proteaceae. Gene Ontology annotation, molecular function: zinc ion binding; metallocarboxypeptidase activity. The transcript has 11 exons. Gene Ontology annotation, biological process: proteolysis. Bases 200 to 1489 code for a protein of 429 amino acids.
UGUGAUCAUCCGAUUAAGUUACAUGAUGGUUGAAAGAAUGAUGCCAAAUCAUCAGAGCCGCAGAACGUGGGUAGUUGAACAUCCUUUUAUUUUUUCUGACAUUGAAAGUCUUAUUUUCGUUAAUUCUUUCUUCCUCCUUUUUUAUUCUACAAAAAUUGAAUGAACAAAUGAGACGGAAGGAAGGGGAGCUUCUCUGCAGAUGGGCUCUCUCGCUUCUUGCUCCUUUUUACUUUUGUUCCUGGGUCUUCUGCAACUUUCAUCACUCAUUAAUGGCAGAAAUCUUUCUGACCCUUCUUUCACUCCUAUCAGACACGAUCUCUACCAUUCGAGUGAAGCUUUGAUUAAGGAAAUUAAGGCCUUAGUGGGUCGUCAUCCAGAGAGACUAAGCAUGGAGGCAAUUAGAACUGGAAACAAGGGCUACUAUGCAGAGGUCUUGGUAGUUACUUAUGGACAUUUUAGCAAAGAGAUCAAUGACAGUUCAAAGAUCCGGAUCCUUCUUAGUUUUGGGCAGCAUGGACGGGAGCUUAUUACCUCUGAAGUUGCAUUCAGGCUACUGUCCAUCUUAAGCGGAGAAAAAUCCAUUCCCAAGAUAGAUCCAAUUUCUUUAAACCGCACACUUGAGAAGCUUGUGAUAAAGGUGGUGCCAAUGGAAAAUCUGAGUGGCCGCAGACUAGUUGAAGCAGGAGAUCUUUGUGAGAGGAGAAAUGGAAGGGGGGUUGACCUCAAUAGAAAUUGGAGUGUAGAUUGGGGAAAGAAAGAGAAGGAUUAUGAUCCAUAUGAAGAAAAUCCAGGAGUGGCUCCCUUCAGCGAACCUGAGACCCAGAUAAUGCGGAAAAUCUCCAAAUCAUUUAACCCACACAUAUGGGUCAAUGUGCACUCUGGAAUGGAAGCUCUGUUCAUGCCGUAUGACCACAGAAACACUACUCCAGAUGGUUCGAGUUCAGACAUAAUGAGAAUGAUGCUCAAAGAUUUAAAUCAUCUUCACUGCCACGACCGUUGCUCAAUUGGGUCAGGGGGCGGCUCUGUUGGGUAUCUGGCUCAUGGGACUGCUACAGAUUACAUGUAUGACAUAGUCAAGGUGCCCAUGGCAUUCACGUUUGAGAUUUAUGGAGAUGUAGAGGCCUCAUCAAAAGACUGCUUUAAAAUGUUCAAUCCAAUUGACCUGAGCACGUUCAAUAGAGUUCUCAACAACUGGUGUGCCGCAUUCUUGACGAUUUUCCAGAAGGGGCCACACCAUCUGGGAUUCAUUUCAGGGUCCUCAGCUAAUUUACAGGAAUGGAUAUCCAUAAAUGAUUAUUUAGAUGGGUACUUGAUGGAGAGGAGCAGUAGGUACGGGAAGAAGAAGGAGGUUCUUGAGCUUGGGAUGCAGGAGAUAAGGACUUAUUUCAGGCUCUUUCUACUGUCUUCAGUGCUCUUGUUGUUCAUGUUCUGUUCUAGGAUUUCAAAGGCCAAGUAUAGUAGAUCAGUAGUUUCUGGCAUGCCAUUCUGAUUUUUUUU